AUGCCCUCCAACACCGUCUACGUACCCCUUCUCCUGGCCCUGCUGCACGCCGCCCUCGGCCAGACCGUCACCGUCGGCGAUGACGUCCCCUACGCAGCCCACCGCUGCGUCAAGUACUGCGUCCAGCACCCCUUUGGCGUAGGCACCGACAUUGGCGUCGCCCUCCAGUGCGGCGACCCCUACGAGGAGGACUGCUACUGCGCCACCGAGGACGACUCCCUCACCCUCGUCAGCGAGCACAUUAACAACUGCGCAUCCACGAGCUGUUCGGCCGGCGACCUCACCAAGGACGUGAGCAGCAUGCGCAGCUUAUACGCCAGCUACUGCCGCGGCAAGGGGUACACGCAGGACUUCAUCGAGGGGUGGUACACAGCGGCCACGGGGCCCGAGGCGACAGAGGCGACCACGACCACCACGGACGAGGAUAAGUCCACCAAGACGACAGCGGUCGAGGAGACAGAGAAGGUGAGCGAGAGCGAGGAGGGGCAGGUCGUGGAGACGUCCACGGACACGACGGUGGCCACGCAGACGCGCGAACCGGAGGAUGAGGAUGACAGCGCGUCCAUCUCCAGGGUCAUCGUCAGCCGCACGUCCAUCUUGUGGGUCGACAACACGGCCGAGCCCGACGCCAGACAAGAAGAGGACGGCGGAGGUGGUGUCAACACCACUGCUCUCGGGGCCGGUCUUGGGGUUGGUGUGCCGUUGGUGCUCGCGCUCGUCGGUGCGGGUAUCUGGCUUUGCAUGCGUCAGCGGCGGCGCAAGCAGGUGGCUUCAGAGGAGGAGCAACAACGACCGCCCUCCUACUCGCAGGUCGACGUCGUGCCGGCGGCGGGUGGGACAGGCAAGAAGACUGCGUCGGUGCACAAGGUUGUCGAGACGCAGCAGGACAAGCUGGAGCUCGCGGGCCAGGGGAUCCGGAGAGAGCUUGCUGGGCAGCAGAUCCAUCCCUUUCCUACCCAGACAGUGUAUCCGGCGGUGGUGGUGCCUGGUCAGCACGAGAUGGUGGUGGAGGACCGUCCGCAUGAGAUGCAAGGUAGUGUACGGGCCUCGGAGAGGCAUGAGCUGCCUGGUCAGUAUCACUAUUGA
This is a messenger RNA of Emericellopsis atlantica, 1086 nucleotides long. RefSeq lists its product as uncharacterized. The coding region runs from base 1 to 1086 and encodes 361 amino acids. Lineage: Eukaryota; Fungi; Ascomycota; Sordariomycetes; Hypocreales; Bionectriaceae. The transcript has 2 exons. The record is from RefSeq and is a predicted model, not a curated record.